Daucus carota subsp. sativus is the source of this 420-nucleotide messenger RNA. RefSeq names its product protein AGENET DOMAIN (AGD)-CONTAINING P1-like. The record is from RefSeq and is a predicted model, not a curated record. The transcript has a single exon. Lineage: Eukaryota; Viridiplantae; Streptophyta; Magnoliopsida; Apiales; Apiaceae. Bases 1 to 420 code for a protein of 139 amino acids.
AUGUCGUUUCAGAGGGGCGAUAAAGUUGAGGUAGCGAGCAAGGAAGAUGGCUACCUGGGCUCAUACUUUGAGGCAACAGUGGUUGCAGAGCUUGCACAAACAGACUACAUUGUUCAGUACAAAAAUCUGGUCAAGAAUGAUUUUUCCGGGCCAUUGCUAGAGACUGUCCCCAGAGAGGAGCUCCGUCCCGUGCCUUACUCAAUUCCGCGAAAAGGGUUUCGAGUGGGAGACAUGGUUGAUGCUUAUGCUAAUGAAGGGUGGUGGGUCGGCAUGAUUUGUGGGAAAACUCAAGACAAGUAUGUGGUUUUCUUUGAGUUGUAUCCGGAGUUUAAGUAUGUUUAUCCUGCAAGCAAGCUGAGGAUUCACCAAGAUUGGGUUAACGGAAGCUGGGAGUCCUCAAAUCAGAAUAAUGCUGUUUAG